Messenger RNA from Schistosoma bovis, 543 nucleotides. Lineage: Eukaryota; Metazoa; Platyhelminthes; Trematoda; Strigeidida; Schistosomatidae. The record is from the annotation of a GenBank genome assembly.
AUGGUGCACUUGAAGUUAUUGAUGCCUGAUGGAUCAUUCUUUGAGCAUAAAUAUGAGCAAGAUACUACAGUCGAGCAAAUUACUUCUUCUUUGUUCAGUGAUUGGCCUGAUAGUUUGGGAAAGAGGCCAGAUUCAAAUCACUUGAAACUUAUUUUCCAAGGCCGAUUUUUGCAUGGCACUCUCAAACUGUCAGAAUUGAAACUACCCUCUGAAACGAUUACAAUGCAUUUAAUUCAACAUAAAACGAUGUCAUUGGCGAGGAUAAAUGAAAAAUUUCACAUGAAAACAUUUAUACCAGAUGGUAAGCAAUUUAAACCCCUGAUUAAAUGUUGGUACAAUUCAACUUUCUACAAAUAGUAUGGCUAUGAUCAAUAACUUUAAUGCCUGAGUAAGUUUCUUUCAUAAUGAUGAAAUAAGCAAACGAAGAACUGCUGACUCAAUGGUGAGUUAUAUUUGUCCAGUAAUUGCCCUUUUUACUACACCACUUGUCAUAAUUAAAAAAAGAUCAUAUUAAAAUAUAUGUAAAUCUGGCCAUUGUCAUGC